AUGGCAUCAGCUCCCAAGGCAGAGGCCCUGGCAUUCUCAUAUUCAUCACCGGUCGUCGCGCCGACUGCUCAGUGCCUGCCCAUUGCAAGCGACGAAGGCUCCAGGCUCGCCCUACCCGCCGAGCUCGGGCGCACUCAAUCUACGGGCUCACCUACCCGAGCGACUUUCUUCGGUCAGGCUGCCCCGGGCAGUCCCCUGCAGCGGCCAUCAUAUAGAAGCGACUUUGGCAAAUCGUUCUUGCGCGAGCAGACGCUUGCAGCAGGAAAGACUACCCGACCAGUAUCAGUGUCACGCAGCCCUUACUAUCCUAAUGUGCGAACUGGCAAAUUCAACUCGGCUCACUACCCGCAGUCCUCGUCUGCCAUUGACUCUGACUCGUCAGUAUCCGACUCGGACUCGCCCAUCAGCCUUCGCCUGAAAGCGGGGCGCAACUCCUCGGCAUACAGCUCCGUGGCAUCUCGUGAUAGGCCGGUGAACAAGCGCCCGAGCGCUGUGCCGCCCGAUCAUGCCGCCGAAUGUGAGAUCAGCCGACGCGGGCGACUCUUAUCGAGCGCAGCUGUUGCAUUGCACCUUUGUGCUGCUCUCUUAAUGAUCGUUGCAAGCAAAUGGGUCCUCACCCGCACUAAUGUCCCAUUUACAUUUCUCUUUGGCCAGCUACUCAUCCCUGCAAUGCUCAUGAAAGGACUCGCUUUGACUGGUCGGAUAAAGCUGCCGGCUAUCACAAAAUCGGCAUUUGAGACGAUGACCCCGUCAGUGAUCUGCAGUCUGCUAACGCUGCUCGCCAACACGUUUUGCCUUCAAGCGGUCGAUCUUGGCUACUUUCAGAUUGCGCGUGGUCUCACGCUACCCCUGACACUCACUCUGGCCGUCUUCGGCUCUGAUGUGAGCUCAGUGAGCGCACAAACAAUGACGGGCGCAAGACGACUGCCGGUACGAUACUCGACACUAGCCGUUCUAGGUGCAUCAAUAGUAUCAGCCGGAUAUAUAUCAGGGACGUACGCCCGGCCCGUCAAUGUUCAAUCGUUCGCCAUAGGGCUCGGCCUCGCCAGCUCGACGCUGACUGCAUACCAAACGGUCAAUCUCAAGCGCAAGCUACGUCACGCAGGUCUGACUGGUCUCGAGACUGUCUACUUUGGCAACCUGUUCUGCGCUGCCGCCAUGGCGCCUCUACUUCUGGUCAACAUGGAAUAUGCAGUCGCUCGCGAAAUGUAUCUCGAAGGAGGCCAUCAGCUCAAUGUCUUCUUGCUAGGCACGAUGACAUGUGGUCUCUGCGCUUUCGUGACCGCGAUGAUCAGCGCAUUCUCGAGCAAGAUCAAUGUGUCUACAUACCAGCUCACCGCCACGAUCAUUCGUACUAUCCUUCAGACACUGAUCGGCAUAAAGGCCUUUGAUGAGCAACUGACCGAUGAUCGAGCCAUCAGUUUGGCUACUAUCGUAACCGGCGUCGCACUAUACAGUGUUGCAGCCAAUCGCAAUAAUCCGCAAGCUCAAGAGCAAGGCGAUCGACAGCGACUGAUCAAUCGCGAUUCACUGAGCCGGAGGUCGAUUGCUCGCUUACGCACGUUCAUCGCGCCAAUGUCGCCCACGCUCUUCAACGCGUCGAUCAUGUUCACACCGAUCGACGAGAAGUCUGGCUUCUACGCGGACAAGUCGUGCACAUUCUACGAUGACGCUCAAGAGAAGCUCAUCUAUAACAUCGUCUAA
Mixia osmundae IAM 14324 is the source of this 1704-nucleotide messenger RNA. RefSeq lists its product as uncharacterized. The transcript has 2 exons. Bases 1 to 1704 code for a protein of 567 amino acids. NCBI's taxonomy places the organism in Eukaryota, Fungi, Basidiomycota, Mixiomycetes, Mixiales, Mixiaceae. The record is from RefSeq and is a predicted model, not a curated record.